GCGAGCAGACCCACUUGUUCGGCGCCAUCCAGGCCCACUACGCCGCGCACUGCGAGCUAAGCGAAACGGAGCGGGAGCCGGCGCUGAUGUUGGUUGAUGAUGCAUUGAAGAUGCCAUUCACGGUGUUCACCACCUCCCACAAGAAGACCUACCUCAAGUGGCACGCCAAGCUGACGGGCGAGGGGGACAAGGGCCAGCAGCGGGGCGCGGCGGCGGCAGGGGGCGGCAAGCCCGUGACGUACACGGUGUACGACCUGCCUGAGGGCGGCGCCUGCCUGGGCCUCAUGACGGACGAGGGCGACACACUGGAGCUGCAGCUGGCCGGGCCGGGGGCGUGCCAGCCGGAGCUGCUGGCGCAGAUUCGUGCUGCGUUCGAGGCCGGCGAGGACGAGGUGCGGAUCACACUAAACGCCGACCGCACCACAGUCACCGGCCUUUUGGGAGCCAAGAGCUAGCCCGUAGCGGCGCAUAAGCAGGCACGUGGCACGGAAACAAUCAGCUAUAAUCGAUAUCUAGGAGAGGUGUGUGGAGGUGCAGCAGGUGGGGGAAUUGUAGAUACCAGCCCAACUAAACCGAACCCAAUGCAAGAGAGCGAGGAGGAGAGCGUGGCCUAUUCUUCAUAAUGGAGUGGCACGCGACAAUGGUCCCCAUCCCCGAAAUGCACUGAGUUCCCAGGGGUGGCGAAGUGGUAGCCGUUCAGGGGGGGGGCGCAAGGAGUGAAUCAGCACCGGCAUGACUUAUGAUGGCGGGAGCACUGCCAGGUUGAGGUUGUUGUGAUGUUUCAAGACGUGCUGUGCAGGCCGUGAGGUGAAGAGUCGAGUUCCGGGCUGCGGGCACGUCGGUAGUCAAGCGGUUCAACCAUCCACGGCUGUCCCAGCGCCCUGAUUGAGGCUGUCCAGGAACGGCCAGGGCAGGGGCACCGUAGCACUGCGUUUGUGGUAGCGUGCAAGAGAACAAUUGCAGGAAUGGGCCGUGGCAUUGCACCAAUAUAAUGUUUGGGCACUACGUCAUGGAUGGUCCACUAUGGAUGCCAUCAUCAUUUGGGCGCCCGUCAUUACCGUAUCAAGCACAACAGAGGCUGAGGGUGACUGCAAGAGUCCCGUACCUGGUCGGUCCAUAGACAAGAUUUGCGUGUGAGGCCUUGUAGGCGGGUCGGCACAAGGAAAUCUGUAGGUCCAUUUGGACCCACCGUGGCCAGAGUGGUUAUUCAUUGUAGGCAUGAGUGCAUUUGCAUGUCCUGUAUCACAGUAGGUCGCAGACUGCCGUGCCUGUACGGAGCGGCCCCGGCUAUGUCUGGGAGAUGAGGCAGACGCUUGCGGCCUCAGACUAUUUACGUGGCUCAGCCUACUUUCCCAUGCAAGGGGAGCUUGUCACCAGCAGUUGCGGCAUGCAUGUGCGUAGCGGAAGGGGCGAGCAACACCACGUGGAGGAGGAGAGCGCGGCGCCGCCCAAGAAGCGGUGCCGGCGCGCAGGUUGAGGCCGGCUGGUGUCUAGUUCGGGUCUUUGCUGGCGAACAUAGCACCGCACAGUAUGUGGUAGGCCGCAGCCUGCCGCAGCAGUGAGGAGUGUUGUGGGUUCCUGCUGUUUGGUUGAUUGCUGGCUGUACUGUUGCUUGACGGCGGGACGUGGCUGGACACAUUACGGCGGGCCGUUUCUGUACGAACCGACCCCGGCCAUGUCCAGGAGAUGAGGCAGACGCCCGCGGCUCAGACUAGAGGCGUGGCUUUUUCCCAUGCGAGGGGAACUGAGACACCUGUCGAAUGUUGGUCGAAUGUUGGUUGUCUGCUGUGGGUGAUAGGACGAGGCGAAUCGCAGAGACGUAGACAGAGUGAGGCAGGGCUGGACCCUGGGCUGAGGGAAGGGAAGGUGGUGCGGAAGGGGAAGGCGGCAUGUGGCAACUAAGCCCGCAGUGUUCGGUGUUGCGGACAAAAUUUGCCUUCAGCCCAAGGCGUCCAUACUUGGCAUUCGCGUGCAUCUUUCGAUGGCCCUUGUCUUCAUGACUUCCAAUCAUUUAACACCGGC
Molecule: messenger RNA, 2022 nt
Organism: Chlamydomonas reinhardtii
Lineage: Eukaryota; Viridiplantae; Chlorophyta; Chlorophyceae; Chlamydomonadales; Chlamydomonadaceae
Exons: 4
Coding region: 87-455 (122 amino acids)
Source: RefSeq, a predicted model, not a curated record